Mugil cephalus (flathead mullet) is the source of this 2454-nucleotide messenger RNA. RefSeq lists its product as uncharacterized. The transcript is spliced from 4 exons. The record is from RefSeq and is a predicted model, not a curated record. Bases 173 to 1867 code for a protein of 564 amino acids. NCBI's taxonomy places the organism in Eukaryota, Metazoa, Chordata, Actinopteri, Mugiliformes, Mugilidae.
UUUGUUUAUUUUACGUUGUUAAGGAUAAGCUGACAGUUUACAUGUCUACAACCGCAUUUUAGCCAUGCAACGGCUGCGUGGUUCAUACUAGCGCAUGGAGUGAAUUAAGCGAAGAGGAAGAACCAGUCGGGUUUCCGUCUUUGCUGUAAGAUUACAGCGCGAGAGUGAGACAAUGGGCCGGCUCGAUGACGCUGCCAAACACAAAGUGGUGGAGCUGCGGAAGGCUGGUCUGAGUUUCCGUAAGAUCAAAGCCGUGCUGGAGCUGGAGAACAUCAAGGUUUCCGCUCAGGCCAUCUACCUCUUCCUGAGGGAGUUCCAGGGGAGGCCGCCGGGGAGGGUCAGACCCGCGGAGGCCGGAAGCAGCUCAUCACCGGCGCAGGUGCACCCUCGAACCGGGGCGGUGCAAGAGAGCUGGAGUAACAUCCGUCUGCAAAACCUCCUGCGGGAGGCGUCUCACCAUGCCGGCUUCGCAGCAUCUGCUGAAUUCGCCAAACAGGCCUCCACAAAUUCAGAGGCCGGUGGGAAUUCGUCCGGUUCUGGGGAGACAAGCGGAGGCGGCCGGCCAGAACAGCAGCGGGAUGAAAACAGGGAAGAAAAUGACAUUCAGAUCGUUAGCGUCACAUCCCUGGCGCAGACCGGCCAACGAAGAGCUCCUCAGUCCACUGUGACGAGGGCAGAGCCGGGCGCCGGGUCUCCCACGCUCACGGCUUCUGGGGCAUUCACGAGGAGGAGGGCCACACCUUCUCCAGCCACCAGUUCAAUGCUGGCGGCUCGAAAAAGACUUUUGGAUAAAGCGUUGUCGCACAGGAUGAAGUCAUUCCACCAGGUGGCAUCGUUGCUGAGGAGAGAUUCCUCGAGCAUCCAAGGAGCCGAUCUUAGAAGUGCUAUGUCACAGCCACCUGAAACUUAUGAUCUCACCACAGACAAGACUGUUAUGGAAGGUCAGCCCGGGGCUGGCAGCACUCCCAGGCGUUUCCUCACUCAGAGACCAGGGCUUUCCGUCCGCUCCAUUCAACCUCCUCCUCGCGUUGGGAUCCGUCUUCCUAACCGGCCGCUCGGAGCUUUAGCGUCCUCGGCUCCCGGGGCCGCGGUCAUCCGCCUGCAGACCCCCGGAGGCCAGGCUGCCUCGCGCAGCGAGGGGAAUCCGAGCCCGCAGCAGGCCGCCCAGGACGUGGGAGGGAGGGGCGGUCUGCAGGACCAGAUUCAGACCCUGGGCUCCGAGGUGCGCAGCCUGGGCCUCGUGGUGAAGAUGCUCGUGGAGCAGCAGUGCCGCCUGGAGAGGGAGCAGGCCCAGCAGACGCAGAUCCAGAAGCAGAUCCUCAGCACCCUGCAGGCCGUUGUCUCCAAAAUGGGAUCUUGUAGCAGCGUUCAGCAGCAGCACAACAAAACCCCGUCACCCUCCGCUUUACCUGCAGCUUCUGCACCUACCUCCUUCAGUCAGGACUCCUUCGGCUUUAGUCAAGGCACGUACACUCAGUGCAGCCAAACCCAGCCCAGCUUCAACACUUUAGAGAGUUUAGAGAAUGUAGAGGCCUUUAAGCUGCCAGGACUGAGCCCCACGAGCAUGAAUGGGUUUCCACCGUGUAGCAAUGCAGAGAGCCUCCCUCUAACUCACACUCCCCCUCAAACCCAAUCAUACGCAGCCGUGUACACGCAGCAGGCUAACCAAGCCCUCAUGCCGCCUUACACACAGUCCUACAUGUCUACGUAUAACCAGUCCCAUCCUCAGACUUUUAGAGCAUCUGACAGUAAAACAUCUGAUUUCUCAAGCAGCUGCUCAGCGGGGACUUUCCAGGACUGCAGCGUGAACUCCAACCACUCGUCACAAGAUCAGCAGAUCAACAUCAUCAAAGUGGAAGGGCCGUAGAAGACUUCAGACUCCACGCAGCAUUUGGGAACCAGAAGGGCUCGGAUGUCGUUUAUUUUGUAUCAAGUGAUUGUGGUACUGUUAUUUAAAACAUCCGUGUUUUUACAACAACGUGUUUAACAAAUAAUGUAGCAUUUUUAUAUUAAUUUAUUCCCAAAGUUCAGCCAAAAACCAUCAGCAAUAGAAUAAACACAGUGCAAUAUUUUAGUAAUUAGGCUCGGAUUUGUCUUUGCUAUAAGCGUCAGUUAACAAAAAAAUUGAUCUAAAGGGGUUUUUAUAAAAACACUUUUCUACGUGUCGUCAUACCUCUAUGCUAGCUAACGUAAAACAAAUACAUAGCUGGAUGAGAUCCAAAGCAUGUUCCCCUUUCUGUGUGUACAGUGUCUGAAGAAGCUGAGAAUUCUUUUUGAAUAAAUAAAAAAAACAAGCAAAAGGAAUUUAUUUUUGAAUUAUAAUGAACCUUACGCCAAUCUGACAUAACAUUAUGACCACCACUAAUACUGUGUAGGUCUCCCUUGUGCCUCUGAAACAGUUGACUCACCAGAGAAUGGAUGGGGGAGUCCUGUAGUGUCUGGAAACAUGAUGGA